ACCGCCCACUUUAAGAUCGCCUGCUCUCUCCUCUGCAAACAGCAGGAGGAGGAUGAAGGUGUGUUGGAUGAAGCCUGCUCACCACUAAAGUCAGUUCUAAGAGCUGUGCAUGUUGGACAGUGAUCGGACAGAGACUGCGGAGGAACAUGUCUCCGGGAUGCAUUAAUGGUCAAGAUGUGUGAAAAGUGAGCCAGCUAUCAUGGAUGAUCAGGAACAAUAAAGGUUUAGUGAUCUACUUUUGUGAAGAAGAAACCAACACCGCCAUGGCAGAUCGAGGUGAAAUCAAGAGUCAGGAGGAGGAUCUGCCACCGGACAUCAAGGACUGGAGUAAACAUCAAGUGAAAGCAUGGACUCUCACGUUAGAUGAUGUUGAUGACGGAGUUGCAGAAAUCUUGUUUAAGCAGGACAUUAAUGGACCAAGUAUUUUGCUUUUAGAUAGAGAAGACUUAAAACAAAUGGGUGUGACUUUUGGACCUGCAAAACUUUUCAUUCAUGCCAGAGAUGAGUUAGUGAAAUUUAAGAAAGAGGAGCCAACAAAUGCUACAAAUCAGUGUGGAAGACCAUGCAAGCCUUAUCCAUUUUGUAGGCAGCAUGAUACACAUAGAUAUAUCGAGAGCAACAUUCUUGAUAUUCCAGAAUCAGGUGCCUUAGACUUAAUUGAACCCUGCCACGAGUAUAAAGGUUUCACUAAUACAACUGAUGAAACUAAAAUGAGCAAGUUCACUGCUGAGGUUAUCCGCUUUGCAGCUGCCUGCAUGAAUAGCCGCACAAAUGGCACCAUACACUUUGGAAUAGGUGAUGAGCCAGAUUUCAGCCAUGGACAAGUGUUGGGAGUGGUCGUUAAGGACAAAGAGGCCUAUUUAAAGGAACUAAAAUCUGCCAUUGAUGGUUACUUUGAGUAUAAACACAAACAAUCUGCUCAAAAUUGCAUCAAACCUCCUCGAUUUGUUGAGGUUCUCAACAAGAAUAUGACAUCUUCUGACAAAUGUGUCAUAGAAGUGGACAUAGUUCCUGACUGUAUGGUGUGUGAAGAAAGCAUCUACCACACAUUCAGCAUGAACAUUAAAAAAGCCAAAAAAAAAGGAAAAGGUAAAGAAACAGACGAAAAUGAAACAAAACCAUACAAGCAACUCUUUGUCCGAGAUGGAGGUAGUAGCAGGAGUCUUCUCGCACCAACCACAUCCACCAAACUGAUGGAAGAGUACAACCAGUUUGUUGACGGUAUGGCACAGCGGUCACAACUCCGGAAACAAGCUGAAGAGAAGCACCUCAAUGUGAUUAAAAGCAGUACCCAAGGCUCCAGACUCAGUCAGAUGAUAACUGGUGGAACCCUCUCUUUAGAUAAGUCACACUUUGAGCGUUACGUGAUAGUAACUAACAAAUCACAUUCAAUCCAGUUAGAAUCUUUAGGAUUCCUCGUAGAGCUCAACCCAACAGCUGUUUUGGACUUUGAUCCAGAAUCAGCUAAACAUGGUUUACAGUGUCACUUCGAACAGCAGAGUACAGUAAGUGUCCAUUUACCAGCAAAGUAUAAAAUCACAGAAGGAGUCGAGGACAUUGCAAACAAGUUGAAAUUAACUCGAAACACCAGCUGGGUGUUCUGCAAUGGAGGUAUUGAGGAUGAGACACCUUCAGACAUAGAUGAGUGGUUGAUGGAAAAGGGAGCCUCAAUUCGAGAUGUGAUUUCUUUCUUGUGUCGGAAAGAUGUGCUUCCAAACAAGAGAUUCCUUGUUAUCUUUUUACUUUUGUCAACAGUGAGUGAGAGGAUGGACCCUCUUGUUGAGACUUUCAGUACAUUCUGGCAGGAGCUCAGAGGCACAGAGCAAAUCCUUUGUAUAUGCGACAAUGAAAAAGCAUUUACCUCCUGGAAGGACCUAAUUGAUGCUCGGUGCUUGAUCAAUAUCUCUGGAAGAUGCAUAUAUGAUCUCAGCUUUGCUGAAGUCAAUGGCACUAUCCUAAGCCUUUUGUCCAAAAACCGUAGGUCCAGUCGUUUCCUACCCUGUGGGGGGGGAAGCAAAGUCUCCUUUGAAAAGAAAGUGGAGCGUAGCCUGAGUUCCUUAGAGGUCCUGUGUGUGAACCAAUGUGAUGGAGGAAACGAGGACCAAAUUGUCACAGAGGAAAACUUCUACAAGGGAGGAAAAGUCUCAUGGUGGAAUUUCUAUUUCUCAGAGCAGCCUGCAUCCACACCAUUUAUCAAACGAGACAAGUUUGACUUCAUCAUGGACACAGUCAUACCAGACUUGUGCUCCCUGAGAAAUGCCUGCGUGGUGUUCAACCUUGUGCAUGUGCCUGGAUGUGGUGGCACAACUUUGGCCAUGCACACUUUAUGGGCUCUCCGGCACAAAUUCCGUUGUGCAGUCCUCAGAGACAGCAAUGCUGACUUUGCUGAAGUUGCUGAUCAAGUGGUCAAUCUUUUAAUGUACAAACAUGAGGAGAAAUCACCACGCAUCCCUGUUUUGCUGAUGAUAGAUGACUUUGAUGAUAAGGAAAAAGUAUUUGACUUGCAGCAGCUCAUCGAGAAAGAGUGUGCCAAGAAAAGGAUUCAGUCAAAGUCUUCACAGGUAAUUCUUCUGAACUGUAUGAGGUCAGAGUCGUCUGAACAGACUGAACAAACUGAAGAGACAGUAUUCAUUGGCAAUGAUCUCUCCGAGAAGGAGCAGGAACUGUUUGAGAAAAAACUUAAAGAAAUAGAGAAGACACACAAGAAUGCAGACACGUUCUAUGGGUUCAUGAUCUUGAAGAAGAACUUCAAGCCAGAGUAUGUUCAAGGAGUGGCCCGCAAUACCCUAAAGAGCUUCAACAUAAAUCAGAAACAUGCACAACUCCUGGCUGUUCUAGUUCUGUUGAAGGUAUACUGCAACAGAUCCUCACUAUCUGUCUCCUUGUGUGAGGAAUUUCUUGGUCUUCAACCAAAACCAGUCUGUGGGACCAUCAAAGUUGAAGAAGGGUUUGGGAAAUUCUCCACUUUAAUUGGCACCUGCUCAGUUGCGGGUAAGGUAGUAUUUAAAGCCGUGAAAAUGAUCCAUCCAAGUAUCGCUGAGCACUGUUUGCAGGAACUCACAACAACACACAAUGUGAGCAAAGCUGAUAUUACUGACCUCCUGCUGACCACAGAAAAGCUUUAUGAGAGCACACAAGGCAAAGACCAACUCCUGCAAGAUGUUCACCACAUUUUGGUGAAGAGAUACCAUUCAGUGGAGGAAUCUCAGUUCUCUCCACUAAUUCAACACAUUGCAAGUGAAACCCCAGGACUCGAAGAGAUGGUGCUACAAAAUGCAUCCAAACGAUUUCCAAAAGAUGCAGUUGUUUCUCAGUUACUGGCCAGGUACUAUUACCUAAAGAAGAAGGACUUCUUAGAGGCAGCAGAUUGGGCACGUAGAGCAAGGGAACUCUCCAACGACAGCUCUUAUUUUGCUGACACAUCAGCACAGGUUAUCAAGCAUGAGCUGAAAAAUGCCAUUGCAAACUACAAGGAGGAACCUAUCAAUCCUACAAAAUUGGACGAGCUUCUCAAAAUGGCCCAGUCAGCAAUAGAUGCGUUCAAGGAUACACAGAGCAUUGCAAAGAAGGAGUCAUGGCUUCGAUUGAAAAACUUGAAAGACAACCGCCCUUUCAACACAGCAGGGUGCCUGGGAGAAAUUCAGGUCGGUGUAAUUGUCAUUGAAGUGCUGGCAAAGACCCCGGUGUUUUCUUACGACAAUGUCCGCCAUGACAUUAUGAGCGGGGUUCUCUCUGGAGAUGUGAAACUUCAGGAUGUAGAGAGAAAUGAUAAACGGCACCAAAAACACACACACUACUACACGAUUCUCAGGCCGUUUGAGGAUUUGCUUUACAGCCUCAGAUGUAGGAUGAAGGUGAACUUCGACUUCCUUGACAGUUUUUAUGUGAACUUGGGCUCCAGAUCUGGAAUGAAAGACAAUCGUGACCAAAUAGCCCAAAAUGAGCUUUUCAGAUGUUUCAGAGUGUAUGCAAAUCUCUUCUGCAAGACAUAUUCUGCAGAUCUUCUGAAGAAUCAGGGCAUGCAAACCAUGCUGAAACUCCACGAGGCAAGACAAUACCUGGAGAUGCAAAAAGCUGACAGCUACUCUGGGAUUCUGAUGUGUCUCUCAAACAAGAUCUCAUCUGAUACAUUGAAAAAGAUCGGCAGACAGUAUGCGUUCCUUUGUGAACAUCCCCAUAGGCCGACUGUGAGGGAAAGAAUCAACUUCAUCUACGUCAAUGUUGUGUUGAGUUGUAUCAAACUGGAAUCAAAAUACAUCCUGCCAUACCAGAAACUAUUAGAUCUCCUUUACCAAGUCAUGCGUGAGCAAAUCCCAAUAAGUGAGACUUUGUCCCUUUACUUCAUUGCCGUUGUGUUGUUGUGGCCACAGCAGUGCAAUCAGCAGAAUGUUCUACCUAGAAGUCUGGGGAUGUGCAUCUCACAGAUGAGGACCUCCUAUCGCACGGAGAUGAAGGAAGUGUACAAUGGAAAGAGGCCCAUUGUCCAUUUCUUCCUGGGGAGGAAACAGGGCUAUGAACGACUUGUACACCUAGGGGAAAUCACAAAGUGCAUCAAGGCUGGGCAGGAAGAGUUUGCUGUGAAGUGGGAAAAUGGCAAAAUAUGGAAAGAGAAGGAGGUGGAGACGCGCCUUUGCAGGGUCACUGGCGAGGUGAAGAACAACUUGAUACUGGCAGAUACUUGUAUCCCAAACCUGAAGAUUGAAGUCACCCCAAUGUUUCGAAGUCAGCUUUGUGCUCAUGCCGAGGGGUCAACAGUGUCCUUCUUCACUGGUUUCUCAAUGAAAGGCCCUGUUGCACUGGACAUUAACUAAACUUUGAAAGCAGCCUGUUCCAACAUACUGUAGCUUUCAGCUAAUCAUUGCAUCCCUCUGUUCAUACACACUGGCUUAAAAGUAAACAGUGAUGCAAAAUCAACCAAUGUACAGCUAUGUUCUGUGUUCAUCCCAGGCUCUGUAUAUUACAUUUUUCAGUCUGUUGUUUUGUAAAGUAAAAUAAUUGUCAAGUAUAACGUUAAAAUCCAACCUAUUGAAAAUGUAUUGUGUUAGAAUGUGUACUCACGCUCAGAUCACUGUAAAUCAUUUUUAACAAUGAUGAAAAUCAAAAUUAUAUGACCUGAAAAGGAAUUCAACUAUUACUUUUUUGCAUGUUCAGGAUCAACUAAAUACAAAUGUUGUGUGGCAGUUUGAUAAUAUUGCUCCAUGAAAUGAAAUGAUGUGCUUUAUAUAUUUAAGAACACAUUAAGUUGUGAAAUAAUUCUAAGAAUUUGAAAUGUUUUGCAUCAUGUAUCUGGGAUUCAUCAUGUUCCAUAACGGUCACUUUUCUUUUAAAUUGAAACUAUUUUGCUUUUGAUAGUCUUUGAACAAUGUUUGUAGCUUUAUAUAACUAAUAUUGAAAUGUUGAUUUGAUUUGUUUUUCUAUAUUCAUUAUGAAUUAUUCAUCAUAUAUAUAUCAACAAUAAUACUUUUUAGCUUUUGAGUUACUUUACUUUUGAGAGUUUGGUUCAAUCACAUUUUCUUAUACCAUUCAAUGAGAAACAAUGAGCAUUCAUUUUUUGCAAUAACUCUAAUAAAGAUGUAAUGAAACCUUAA
Molecule: messenger RNA, 5588 nt
Organism: Trematomus bernacchii (emerald rockcod)
Lineage: Eukaryota; Metazoa; Chordata; Actinopteri; Perciformes; Nototheniidae
Product: sterile alpha motif domain-containing protein 9-like
Exons: 4
Coding region: 204-4811 (1535 amino acids)
Cellular component (GO): cytoplasm
Molecular function (GO): protein binding
Source: RefSeq, a predicted model, not a curated record